GUCAACAUUGGAACGAAUCAACAAGCAUUGCUUUCAUCCUUUUUCUAGCUUUCUCUGAUCUCGACGUCGUCCUAAUCUUUGUGGCUGAUUCUAGCACCAAGAACUAGGGGUAACGUAACCCCCCCUAAUCCGAUCUAAUUCAAUUCCUUCCCUACCAGCUACCACGCUUACCUUAUCUCGAAUUCGCCUUGCCUCCUUCGUACAAUACGAUUCUCGUAGAAACCUAGCAGAAACCUGUUCGCUUUUCGGGAUCCGGUACAGCCGAAACUACUGUGUACAGUUCUAGCCGCUAUCUAAUACCUAACCGGGCUACCAAAAUCGGCUACCAUUGAUGUUUCGCUCCGAAUCAUGACUGCAUGUUACCAGCACACCACCUACGCCGUUCGCAUUUGAUACUAGCUAGCAUGUGCAGCAUCUCCGCCGCUGGGGUGAAUGCGGCUUUAUUAAGACUAUGGCGUCCUUAAUUAACAAGGCCCGGAAGCCGAAAUUCGAGCUUCACCUCACUAUCUACGACUUAAAUAAUGUACCAUUAGUUGCCGGCACUUCUACGAUAAAAUGGUACCUUCCGAACUCGAUACACGGCGAGCAUCGUGGCCGUACGGCCAAGUGCUCCAUCGACAAGAUCAAUCAUCGCGUUGUAUAUAAUUAUUCUAAGAUCAUACCCUUGCGCAUCUCAAUCGAUCGCAAUAAUAACCUUACCGAAUGCCCUAUCGAAUUCGAGGUUCUCCAGGAGUUUCCUAUGGUCCCCGGCGGUCGCGACGAGAAGAUUCCUCUCGGCAUUGUCAAGUUGAACCUAAGCGAAUAUGUCGAAGAAAGCGAAAACUUCCCUCGCCGGAGUAUAGGCGCGCGGGCCAGCGCCAGCCUAGAUCAUGCACGAGAGAAGGUCGGACAAGGCAUGUCGCACCGACGACAAAGCAGUAGCAAAUCGGGCAGUAGCCUUCCACCCGGCACCAUAGGAGGGACUAGUCCUUCAAGCACAACAGCGCCGCCACUACCGCACCCAGAGGAAAAUGAUGUAGUAGACGAUGAGGCUGAAGAGGGCAUCGUCCGGCGAUACUUAAUGCAGGAAAGCAAGAUUAACAGCACACUUAAAAUCGGCAUCUUGAUGAUUCAGAUUGACGGCGAGCGUAACUAUGUCGCGCCUCCUCUCAAGACGGCUCCUAUGUUCGGCGGUAUAGCUGGCAUCGUGGCGGGUAGCGAGCAGGUCCCAGUCGAGGCACCCGAAGACGGGUCUACGCCCCCCAGUACCAAAACCAACCCCGGUUCCCUCGGCAAGUCCCGAGACGCCUCGGAGGUGCAGGACAUGUAUCGCCGCGCGCUAGCAGCGAGCUGGGCUUGUCAACCUGGCGAGCUACCGGCCGACGAAUGUAUCGAGGACAUCUUCUCGGGCGGCGACGGGUGGAGCGAUACCACGCGCCCCGGCUCCAAGCCCCCUACCCGCCGCAGCCGCCUCUCGCAUUCUGGAUCCGUCGCCAGCAGCACUAGUAAUAACAGCGGCAACGUAAGCGACGACGAAGGCGUCGGCGGUAACACGUUACGGCCCGCCGAUAUCCGCCGCAUGCGCCAACACCAUCUGCGCACGCGCAGCGGCGGCAGCGAUCGCAGCUCUCCGACGCUUAUAGGUGGGUCGCGCAGCAGCAGUACUAAUGGCCACCAAGAAGGUGGGAGCGGGCGACAUAUUCGGUACCGGGGAUCCGGAAAGCCACUUAAAGAAGACGGCGGCGUAGACGGAGCAUCAGAUGGCGUACGCAGCCGCAGCGGGAGCUUAACAAGUCUAGCGCCGACACUAGGCAGCGACCGUGGACGCGAGGGGUUCAGACGGCCGAAAGAAGUAGACGAGUACGAGGAGCGCGAGGACCUGGUCGCAUGGACGUUACCCGAGACCGUGGUAUAAGGUUAAAUAAAGCUUAUGCGUGUGCUAGGGUACGGCAUAGCGUGGCAUGGAUAGCGUAUUAUAUUCGCGGGACAUAGCGUGUGAUUGUUUUAUAUCCAGGUAUUGGAACUAAACUAACUAACUAAAUCUACUUUACACACAUAUGUAAAAGUCUUGGGUGAGAUGGGAUAGACAGACUUGAUAAUCUAGAAGUGGUAAUUGUAUAUGUGAAGGACGGGUUGGAUGGGAUUGGGGUCAUAUAUAGGUACAUAAUACAUACAUACAUAUAGUAGGUUGGCAUGAACCGACUGUACAUAAGUCAAGUAGAUAGAUUAAAUUAAUAGAUGGAGAACAGACCGCACCUCGAAUUAGAUGAAAUUCCAUCGCGAGAAUGAAGAUUGAUAUUGGCCUGUAGGAGAAAC
This is a messenger RNA of Daldinia vernicosa, 2295 nucleotides long. RefSeq names its product N-terminal C2 in EEIG1 and EHBP1 proteins-domain-containing protein. The transcript has 3 exons. NCBI's taxonomy places the organism in Eukaryota, Fungi, Ascomycota, Sordariomycetes, Xylariales, Hypoxylaceae. Bases 452 to 1894 code for a protein of 480 amino acids. The record is from RefSeq and is a predicted model, not a curated record.